Messenger RNA from Trichoplax adhaerens, 8628 nucleotides. RefSeq lists its product as uncharacterized. Gene Ontology annotation, cellular component: centrosome; midbody; lysosomal membrane. Bases 1 to 8628 code for a protein of 2875 amino acids. The record is from RefSeq and is a predicted model, not a curated record. The transcript has 30 exons. Gene Ontology annotation, molecular function: phosphatidylinositol-3-phosphate binding; metal ion binding. Lineage: Eukaryota; Metazoa; Placozoa; Uniplacotomia; Trichoplacea; Trichoplacidae. Gene Ontology annotation, biological process: regulation of cytokinesis; mitotic cytokinesis; double-strand break repair via homologous recombination.
AUGGCCAAAUUAUAUGCAACAGCAUCCAGAAUUAAAGCAAAUUUUACUUUGGUUGAUCAAUGGAUCUUCUUCAAUUCGGUUGGAAUGAUGAAUAACAUCGAUUUACAAUGCCCUUCUUGGAUGUUCUACCAAGAAUUUGGCGAUUUUUUCAAAGAGGAAAUCACCAAAGUAACAAGUAGCGAUAAAUUCGAUGUGAUAAAGCAACUACAUGAUUAUUAUCAAGCGAAUGAAAGAGAUACUUUGGAUCCAGCCAGUAUGGAUUUCUUAAGAAAUUUAUUAGUAUCAGAUCAUACAUUUUUAGCACAUCAUGCUAUCCAACAUUUGAUUAAUAUCACAACUAAUGACGAACCUUUGUGGUGGCUGUACAUUGACUGUAUACAAGAUAUUAUUAGGAGCAUAAAGAAAGCUGGACGAUCAAUUGACAUUGAUCAAAACUAUAGUCAUAAAUUAUAUACCUUGUUAUCUUUGCUUAGACCACCUAGUUCCAUCGUUUCUCAAUUACCACUUGAUGAAAUAUUAACUGAACUAAUGAAGAUGACAACAAUCAGAUUGUCAACAGAUAGUAAACCGGUGUUAGAUAUUAAACAAUUAUAUGCUUCAAUGGUUGAUGAUUAUAAAUACAUGUCGCCUAUUUUACAAUCUAAAGAAAAUAAGGAAUAUUUUAAGGAAGAUUACUCAAAUAUAUUAAUUAGCGAUGAAAGAUUAUUUGCUCCAUUCGAUUGCUUGCUACCUGAAGAUAGAAAGACUUUAUGGAAAGCUUUCUUUUUUAUGUGUUUAUCAUCGAAGCAUCACAUAUUUGAGAAAGUUUUGGAAUGUGGUUGUGCCUUUGUUCGUAAAGGGAACUUUAAUCAGCUUAGACAGAUCUUCAACAAUUCAGAAUUUAAGCCUUUAAAACUGUUGAUGAUUUUGAUCGGUUGGGACAUCUGUAUUGAUUUCAGCGAGAAACAGAAUCUUCUCGAUGCUUUGUGGACAGAAGCGGAUAUCACAGAAUUGUGUCAACCACUGCUAACUGUAGCAUGUAAGAAACUUGUUUACAACGUUAAAUUUGUACGUUGGUGUAUGGACAACACAAAACCAGCUUCGCAGUUGGCAACAAUGCUAGAUGGUUAUCAUCACAGAGCUGCUGAGUUACUUCGUUCUUUAGAUACGCAUUCAGCUUUAUAUACCUUGCAUCAAUUUACCGAUUUAACUCAAAUCGAUGAAGAAAGCGUCGUCAAAAUAUUGAGUGAAAAUUCUAAAAAUUUACAAGCAAAAAGUGAUGAUAAUACAGUUAAUAGCGAUAUAGUAACGUAUCAAUGUUAUCUAGCGCUUAGAAAUAUUAUGCAAGCAAUACGAAAUCAGAUGCGUUUUGAAGACAACAAUGUUGAUACUCCACUGAAAAAUCAAGAACAUCAAGAAACAAAUGCAAACAACUACGAUCACCGUGUAACCAAAUAUUUAAUAAAAAGCAAAGAUGUAAUAGCACAAAUUCAUCCAUUAAGCUUUCGAUUAGAAGUACUAGAGAAUAUAUUUGCGUUAUUAUUUCUUACUCAUGAAGAUGUACGUAGUAAGAAACAACAAAAAUAUGAAGACAGUGAUGCUCUGCCUGCCGAUGAUGUGACCGUCGAUGACGAAAAUUACAAUCGAAAUUUGUGCAGUAGUAUGGACAGCCUUGAAAGUGCCCCUGAAACUACGCCUAUUAAACUACGAUUUCGAAGAAGUACAGAUGCCUCAGAUCGAGUCCUAGCCUCUACCCCUAGUAAAACUUCGACUGAUACAAGGGGAUCUCAUGUCAAAAGAAUUAAUUUUUUUGCUCAGGAAGCGCUUCAAGAAGAAAUCUGUCGUGAAAGUCCAAAAAGUAGCGAUUCUUCCAAUAGUAUUAUCUCAAAAGAAGAAAAUAAUAAUAGAUCAGGUUUCAUUUGUAAUAAAAAUAUAGCAGCAAAUCUAUUGACUCUUGUCAAAGAUUGCCUAUUCGAAAUAGAAAUGGACAUAACCCAUUUUGCAACAACAUCAACAAAUAAAAAUGAGCAAAAAACAGUAUCAGCUAAAGAGACAGAUAACGUUAACUUUAAACAACGUAUUAGUCGUUUAAAGACUUUUGUCAACGAAGCAAAGUGGAGGUUACAACUUGUUUCAAGCAAUUUAGACUUACCAACGAAAGGUAGUUCUUUAAAAUCGGACGAUUGGCUUAGUGACGAUGAUAUCGAUAACUUCUACUACGAUUAUAGUAGUGAUAAUGAAGACAUAGAAGUACUGGAAGAAGUAAAACCGGACAAUUCUAAAGAGGUAACACCAGAAGGAGAUAGUGCAUCAUCACAAAGAUAUGAUGAAAGUGAUAACGUGGUGGUUGGGAGUUCCACUGGACAAUCGGCUACCUCAAAACCAAAGAAAAAACUAAUAAAUAAAAAAAGAAAAAGAUCAUCUAAUAGUGGAAGUGGCUUAGCAUUUAUGAGGUGUUUCAAUAGGCAAAGUGAAACAAGUAUAAUAAAUCGUAUGCUUUCACCACCAGAUGUACUCAUCUUUUCAUGUUUGCGUCAGAAUAGUUAUGAUAGAGCACUCAAUGUUAUAGGAUUACUCAAACUAGAAGAUUCAGAUAUUGGUGCAUUAGCGCAAUAUGCGUUAAUGUAUAAAAAAUGCGUAGUAGCUUUAGAUAAUACUAAAAUCUCAUCGUCAACUGCUUCCUCCAUUGGAACCAUUACAAAAGAUAGUAAUGAUAGCUUAUCAUCUUUUCGUGCUAUUGCUGCAGCCGCUGCUAGCAAUGUCCAAGAGCAAUCGGUAUCUGGUGUUAUUGAUCCUAUUAUUGCUUCUCCAAAAUUGAUUAAAUCCAUGAAUGCAUUAGGUAUAGAUUUCGAAGAGUUGAGAACCUCAUCUGCGUUUUCACGAGUAGCUAAAAAUCAAGUAGACUCUUCACAGAAUACGUUAGCACCUUGCUUUAGUCAAGGGCCAUUGCUGGGGCCCGUUUUAUUUAUGGAAGGCAUAUCAACAUUAUUGGAAUAUCUGUUGGAAGUGUAUAAUACAGAAGACUCUUAUCGUCAUUUCUUAUCUAGCUUAGGCCCAUUAAAUACAAACCAGUACAAGAAGGCAGAUAUCAACGCUGAAGAGCAACAAACAGCAUUCAACACAUUAUUAACUUUGGUACAUCCCGUUACUGAUGAUGAUAGUAUAAAUCACAAAGAAUCAAAAAAUGAUACCAUGGGUGGAGAUUCAUUGGAUUCAAAUGGACAAUCUAACGAAAGUAACUUAGCCAAAAUUAUCGAUAAGGCUAUGUUAAAGCUAUGUGACACUGUCAGCGAAUUCGUAAGAACUAAUGAAAGUCUAUUUGAUAAAGAGUUAGAAACCGAAAUCUUAUAUCUAAACACAUUAUUUGAUCACAUAUCAUUAUUUGGAAAUCUUUAUAGAAAGUACAUUAAACCACAUCAAAUUGAUGACAGUGAUUCCUCAAAAUUACCUCACCCUUUUAUAGUUCUUAACGAAGGUCCGACCUCAAUUUUAGGUAAUCUAAUGUUCGAGUUACACGUAUCUCCAUACCAAUUGCAACAGGUAGCGUCGCAACUAAAACUAGAUUUGGUGAGAGUUAUUGUACAAGGGUGUUGUCCUAAAGUGCCUAAUAUACCAGAUCUUGUAAUGUCCGAAUAUACUUUGCCUAAGCUAACUACAUUAAACGAGUGUGAAGAUGCUAAACGCCAUAACCAACCUAGACAUCCUCUAGAUGUUUCUUACGAUUUGGUGGCGCAAUUAAUAUCUGUUUUUGCAUGUGUUACUGAUGGAGGAAAAACUAUGGAUGUUAACGAUUUGCUAAAAUCUGGCCAAACUAAAGAAUUUCAGCAACUGUUACAAUCAGCUCAAGAAUUAUCAUACAUUGAUUUGGAUUUAUUGGAAUCUGAUGUAGAAAGAAUCUGUUUCUUUACAAACGUCCUAAACGUUAUGAUAGCUCAUGCGACUAUCAUUAACUGCCAAAACGAUAUCAAUAAUAAAACUAUUGGCGUAAAUAAGAGCGCAACAAAGCUACUGAGUGAUUCUUUAAUUCUUUCGCACCAACAAUUUGUCUCGUGUCAAUUGGGUUUCUUGCAACAUAUUUCAUAUAGAAUUGGACAAAUGGGCAAAUUAAGUGCCUUAGAUUUAUACUUUAGAAUCUUAAGGCAUGGUCUAUCUACUCCUAAGCGCUAUUUACCAGUUUUAGAUGAUAUUUAUUACAGUCAUUCUGAUGACAACAUGUGGUUGAGGUAUGCACCAUCUCCUGAGCCAAGACUGAUGUUUCUUGUUAAUUUUGGCCAUGCAUCAUCUCCUCCCUUGCAGUUCCUUAAACCAAAUGAUCUUGAAAGCCAACUUUCGUCGGCAACAAUGGAAUACUUAACCAAUAAUGUCACAAUUAACGUUGAAGAGAACGAGGUUGUUAUUCCAGAACUUUUGGAAUGGUACAAACAAGAUUUUUCAAGUCUCCACGUGGGAUCUAUCGAAGAGUUAGAUAAUCGUCAAUUACCUCUGACUAGAGUUGCCUCGGACUCUGAUAUCGCUUAUUUAUAUUCGAUAAAAUCAUUCUUAACCGAAAAAGCUGCAGAUCGAUUAGAGCUGGUGUUAAGAGAAUGUGAACUACAACAGAAAGUACGAUCGCAGACGAACUUUAAAGCAAAUAGCGGUCAUGCACAAGCUCGUGACGGACGAAGCAACUUAGAUGAAAUAACUGGAACGGCGUUUCGUAAUAAGUCUUCACUAAAGAAUACACCUUUAAAGCUCGUUGUUCAACCAUAUUCUUGGGUGAUUGGCUAUCAAAUUAAUCCGCAAUAUUUUAAUUUAGCUGCUACUCAUUCACCUACUAAGCGUAGGAGUUCAUCAAAGAGUUUCCCUUUAACAGUUGAUGAAAAGCACUCUAAUGAGACGGCCUACAGCAAGUUUGGAUUUACGACAGAAACUUUAAAAUAUCUUGGAGAACAUUCUGAAUUAAUUUGUACUCUGUCAUCAUUAGUAAACCAGACACAGCGUAUUGCAAUGGAAGAACAACAACGGAGCUAUGUUGAUGUUGAGAAAUUAUAUGAUUUCCUAGUAAAAUGUUCUUCACCUGGUAGAGAUCAACUCUACGAGAGUAUGCUUCAGUUAGCAGACAAAAUUGUAAAAUUUCCGGUAUUGCAAAGAUUUCUCACUCAGCGAUUAAGCUCCUUUGUUACUUGCACGGAAAAUAGCGUAGCCGUUCCAUGCUUGUUAGCAGCCGAGAAUUCUUCGGUAGUAAUGCAAGCUCACAUAGUAGCAAUCAAUGAAUGUAUCAAGGAGCGCAACUAUCUGCAAGCAAUUGACAUAUACCGUAGUUAUCCUAGGCUAAUGACGAAUUUAUUAUCAAUCCGCUUUUAUGACAGCUUACUGAAUAUAAUCGCAACCGGUGUCUUGAAAAGUGACAAAGUAACACAAAAAUCUUCCAUCGAUAUGGAUAUUUGGAAAGGUUCUGACCAAAGUUUUGCUAGUCGGUCCUUUCAAUUUUUGACUAAAAUGUCAGAUAUCCACCUUUCAUGCAACAUUAUUUUACAAAAUUUAAAUAAUUGGUCCCUUGAUGUUUGCCUUGAUUUACUGUGGUGGGGUAAUUAUCAUUUGUCAUACGAAUCCACAGACUUAGCAACUAAUAUAAAACAAAAAUAUGAAGAAAUGAAGAUAUAUAAGCAGCUGAUUAAUAGAUUUUCCAAUAAUGAAACUGAACUCCAUCAGAUUGGGAUAGAUUUUAAGCGAUGGGAAAAUUGGCAAAAUGUUGCUAAAGAUUUACAAGAAUAUUCUGAAGAUAUUUUGCUUUGCUUGUGCAGAUAUGGCGAAGUAGUCCUAGCUAAAUCCUUAUUGAAAUUAUUAGGAAUGUAUCCUUCUAGUAUUCAAAAGGCACUUGCAGAAUGCGAAUUAUUAUCUUGUGUUGAAGCUGAGUCGGAUGUAACAAAGGCUUAUUUGAUUCUCGAAAAUAUCAAGGACAGAGGGAUUCGAUUUCAUGUAUGCGACAAGAUCUUAAACCAGAUCGAUGAUCUAGCUAUCAAGGCUUUCUUCACGAAGUAUAUUAUUAAAAAUCUUCGAGAUGAAAUUAGUAAAGAACAGGUUGUCAGCUCUCUGCCAGACUUCGCCCAAGCCGGAGUAGCUCAUUUAGUCCCGAAACCGAAGCUGUUGCUGGAACAGCUCCUAAUGAAUCGAAAGUAUAACGUGAAGAUUAUUUUGCAGCUUAAAUGGGCAAGUCUAGUUUUCGAAAGUUAUCGCUCUAUCAUUAGCAGCAAUGAAGUUUGGAUCGAAGAUAAAACUAAAGAUAUGAAUAGUAUGGAAGGCUUAGUCCUUGAAUUUGCAUCUAAAGCGUUACAAUUCUCGAUCCCUCAGUUAGGUAGAUCAGAAGCUAAUCUCGGUCUGAACCCGGAUCGACUUCGGCGAAAUUCUGAGAUAGCUGAAUCUACCUCAGCUGAUAUAAUUCCCUCGCUCCCAGAGGCAAUCAGAGGAGCAAGCUAUUCAAAGCCCUUAGCUAGUAAAACAAUAGAUCAAGAUUUACCGGAAAAUCCUCCGCCUAAAUCGCAAUGGGUACCCGAUGCAGCAGUUGUUAGCUGCGCAGUUUGUUCCGAGUACUUUAGUAUGUUCAAUCGCCGUCAUCAUUGCCGCCGUUGCGGUCGUGUGGUAUGUGACGAUUGUUCAAGGCGAAGAUGCAUUGUUUCUAUUUAUGGUACUCAGCCAGUGCGAACCUGCGAUCAGUGCUAUAACCGAUUCUAUGCGAAAAAGUCACGAAAAGAAGAAGACAAUAGAAGUAACGGUGAACGACAAGAAAGAAAAUUGACUAACAAUUUUGGUACAAAUAAUUUAACUGUGACUGAUAUGAAAUUUAAUUUAACAAUGGAUGACGAUAGAAAUGAGAUUGUCCGAGAAGAUUUCUAUUAUGAUCAGUCUCCUAGUACCGCAUUAUGCAUUGCCAUUCUGGAUAUUCUAACCGAUUAUCAAAAAUGUGGGAAACACUUACUACAACUAGUGGAUGACUUGUCGAAAUAUUUAAUUGUAGCAACACCUAACUACCUAUAUGAAGAAAUCGACCGAUCAGUUGUGAUAAGCUACUUAAGCCUGUUAAGCCUACUGGAACUCUUGGUCAAUUCAUGUUAUUAUAACUUGCCGUCAAUGAAACAGUUGUCGAAGUCCGGAUCAAUCAGGCGACUAAGAGAUCAGUUACUUGAGGACGAACGCUAUUCUCUAGCACUUGAGGUUUCUACUAAAUACGGUCUCGAUACUCAAGGUGUUUGCUUUGUGUGGGCUAAAUUCUGCUUAAAGUCUGGAGACUUUGAAAGUGCCAGAGAGAAAUUUAGUAGAUGUUUUAAGUCACGCCAAUCCUUUAAACAGUCAGGACCCGCGUCGGACAUAAAGCAAUCGCAACUUAAUCAGUCCCAAAUGCUUAAAGAUAUUAUUGAUAUCUUGGAGUCGUCACCGCUAGUUAGUUAUGGUUUGCAAUCAGAUAUAGAGACUAAUAUGGACAUGCGAAGGUUUUCAGAGUGCAAGUACUAUUUAAAUUUGUAUGGAGAUCAGUUAUCAUACAUUCGUUUUCAUGUACGCCAUGGAUUUUUGGAUGAAGCUUGUCGAAAUCUUCAAAAAAAUAAUUGUUCAAAUGAAAUGUUUAUGGAAGAGAUUCUAAAGCCAUGCAUAGUCAAUGGUGACGUGACCGUUUUACUCCAAACUAUCCAGACGAUUGAUCCCGAGUUAGUGUCGUGGGAGCGGUACUUAAAUUUCUCUUGCUUGGCACUGAAGAAAAUGUUGCUAUUUCAUGUUUUAUAUGAAAUUCGACUUUUUAUGAAAGAUUAUGUUAGUGCUGCAGCUGUUUGCGUUACUUUGUUUCAUGGUAAGAAAGGUCGUUGUAGUAGUUAUGAAGAGUAUCACCAUCGGUUAAAGUAUUUGCUGGAUGCUAAGUCGCAUUACGAAGUUGUACAACAAGAACUCAAAACUGGAGCUAAAUCGCCAAGAUUGAACUACUGCUCGCCUAUUAAACAGCAAGAAUUAACGUAUUAUUUGAAAAUGAUUGAAAUGCAAAUUGAGAUAACUAAACAUUUCCAUGAUAAUGGGUAUCCAUUCCUAAGACAUGAUACUGAUAGUGGUCUGACGCUAUUUAGUAGCAAAUCGCGACCAGAAUUGAUUAGUCAGGAAGUCAAUGACAAUGUCAUUAUGUCAAUGGUGUUACAGAUAAUGCUUGCUGGAAAUUCUUUAAUGGAAGGUUUUGAAUUAGCCCUUAAAAUUGUUCAUGUAUUUCAUGUUGAUCCAAUUGGUGCUUUUGGUCGUACUGGAAAAUUGCUUGCUCGAGCAAAACAGUAUAAAUCAACAAUAGAUUUAAUUAAAUUAAUCAAGGAACGCCAAGUUUUCGAAGACGAAAUAGACAUCGAAACUUUGGUUAAAGAGCUUAUCAAUCUGAUAGCCAGCCUGAAAAUCCGGUUUGAAGCACAAAUGGCUUGUAACAGGUUAGUGCAGGCACAGCUAACCGCUGUGAAUCUUGGAGUACCUUAUGUCAAGCAAGUGCUCGCUGUUACCGAGAAAGGGCAAAGCACUACUGCAAAGCAUGUUGUAUACAGUAUUUACUGCGAAGAAAAAGAAUUGUUAUUUGAUAACCUUUAUCAAUUAAAAAUUGCAGUAAUUUAUGUUGGCAAUGGUCAUUGCGAAAUUUAUAUCAUCCUUAAGUAA